Clonostachys rhizophaga is the source of this 2451-nucleotide messenger RNA. NCBI's taxonomy places the organism in Eukaryota, Fungi, Ascomycota, Sordariomycetes, Hypocreales, Bionectriaceae. The record is from the annotation of a GenBank genome assembly.
AUGAAGGACUCCAAAUCGGACCCUCCGCCUCCGUAUUCAGCGGAGGCAUCUGUAUCCCGCACUCGUACUUCCUUAGGCCAAAUACGAUCGAUGGCCGACGCUCUUCUUCGUUCUAGAAUCUCCGGUAGUAGUAGCGGCGCAGACACCAAGACAUCAUCAUCAGCGGCUUCGUCAGUGCCCACCUACGAUUCCCGGAGCGGCACCCAACCGCGCUGCACGAUAGCCUCACGUCGCAUAAGCGAUGACUCUUCAACCCGCCUCUCCAUGCUCCGAUCGCCACCCAUGACCCCAUCAGCCACAUCCUCAACCUCAAGCACACGUGAAUGGGCUCGGCCCGUAACCGAUAGAAAGCUUCGACUCGACGAGCUCAAGAAGGAAAUCGAAUCCGCCUCCCAGCCUGCUAAGCGUUCUAAUGAUGGCCUAUUCAAGGCCGCGUACUCGACCGACAUCCUAUUCCUCAUUGAUACCACCAGCUCGAUGGCGCCCUAUAUCGAUGCGGCUAAAGAGCAGGUAAAGAACAUAAUGGAUGACAUACAGACCACGUUCUUGAAAGAAGCGGAAAUCCGAAUGGCCGUGGUAGGAUACAAGGAUCACCAGGAUAACCCCAACAUCCAGUUCCUUGACUUUACGACAUCUGUUGAUAAGGUCCACGCCUUCAUUAACAAGCUUAAGGCCAAAGGCGGAGGUACUGACCAUCCCGAGGAUGUCAUGGGAGGCCUGCAGCAGGUUGUCAACGCGAGUUGGAAGAACCAAACACGAUGCGUUUUCCAUAUAGGAGAUGCGCCGCCACAUGGCCGCCUCUUCAACACUAUCAACACCAGGGACAACUGGGACCAGCACGGCUCAGAACCUCAUGGGCUGACGUACAAGCCGCUGCUGAAGAAGAUGAUCAUGUUGAACCUCAACUACGCUCUGCUACGUAUUACUUCAUAUACUGACCUCAUGGCUUGGGAGUUCAUGAAGGAGUAUGCCGAUGCAAAUGCCAUUUGCAAAUUGCAUAAGCUGAACGCAAACUUUUCCAAGGAGUACCUCUCUGCGUCCUCUCAUUCCACCUCCCGUAUGCGAGGGAGCUCCGCCAAGAGUGGGCUGUCAUUCGAGGAGUCCGAGCUUGGUACAUCGUAUAGCUCGCUGCGGCAUUUGGUCGUCCAGAGCGUGGCCAGCUCCGCCUCACGUACUGCCGUGCGGAUGACUGACUCCAUCUCCAAAACCGGGGGCAAGAUGGACAGCACAGCACUGGCGUCUCACCCCACCAUUGCAGAGGAGGAUGAGGGCCCAAAGAAGGAAGUCGCAUCUGAGGAACUCAUCAUGGAGGAUGUACCACCACAGUGGGAUACAGCCGGUUGGCUGGACGAAACACUCAAUGUCGAGGGCUUCUCUCCCGAUGUUGUGAUGCAUGGAGCCCGUACAUUGAGUGACAUGAUGCUUCAUGAUGACCAUAUCGAGCUGAGCACCAUGGAACUUGGCGUUCGAAGACGGUCUAAGCCAUUCUCGCAGGGUGCACUCCGCGUUGCUGCUUACGCCCGCACCACGGCAUCAACCAACCACUUUGUGGUCAAGUCUUUCAAGAAAGAUGGCAGACAUCUUGCUCACCUUGCUGAGGAUAUGCGGUGCCAGGCACUAUGCAAAGCCUUUGCUCUGGAAUUCAACAAUCUAGUUGGCCCAGAACAUUCUAUUGACUUCAUCAUUACCACCUGUCUCCGGGGACAGUCGGACAACGGUGCUUUGCAAUACAUGUCUCUGGAACCGUAUAUCAAAGGCGACUAUGUCAAGUAUAACAAUAAUUCUGGGUACAUCAAUAAUGAUAUCCCAAAUGACGAGACCAACAAGGCAGCACAGGCAUUUUCCCAUUUCACAUUUGAGCGUUCCUGGGGUCAAAUUUUGGUCUGUGAUCUUCAGGGGGUCAAGGGUGUUUUGACUGACCCAGCAAUCCAUACAGCCAAUAAAGACCGGUUCAAGCUGGCGGAUACCAACUUAAAUAGGGAGGGUUUCAAAUUCUUCUUCUCAACACAUGUGUGCAAUGAAAUUUGCCAACAGCUUGAGCUCAUUAGCAACGCAGAGAUGGUGGUGUCAAACAGCUUCAAGUUCCGUGAGUUGUGGCCCGCAGUCGACAAUACCGUUUACUGCUCGAACAAGCUCUGCGGGAAGAUUGUUCCCACCGCAGGGGCCAGGAAGUCGGAUGAAUUCCCCCGCUGCCACUGGUGUGAGCAGUGUUGGCCGCAGCUUGAAUCUUCCAAGGUUCGCUGGAUGUGUCUGGCCCCAGGACCUGACCACGAGUUCAGCGUGUCUAGGUUCUAUUACGAGUCGCAGGGUCUCGCGAUGCCUCGCAAGUGCCCUGAACACAGAGAAGCGGAGGAGGCCGUUUCUAAGCCUGCAGCUGUCGGUGGAGCACUUUGGGCGAGGAUGAAUAACGCAUCUGCGAAGCAGAAGAAUAUCUCUGGGAGACAUUGGUAG